CUUUUUCCUCCUUGGCGCAUGUGACUUUUAUUCUCUCUCCGGGCUUCUUUCUUCUCUGUUCUUUAGUACUUCCAUGCUCUGAAAAUGAGUCCAGAGAGGAAGUAGAGACUUCAAAUCUGAGAACCCCGGCGUUUUUUGUUUGGUUUUUCUUGCACGGUUCGGUUUUACUCAUAGCUCUGAAAGGAGUUCAAUUUCCCCCUCUAUUCCAAGUCUUGUGAGCAAUUUACUGGGGUUUUCGCGCUGUUGGCCACCGACUUGGAUUGUAUAACGUUGCUCUGUUGAAAAGGGGGCAAAAAGUCGCUCGCGCUUCAAUGUUCUAGUCGAUACCAAGAUUUCUUAUUUUGUUGAAAAGAAAUACUUCGAUCUUCUUGCCAAUCACUUAAGGGGGGUAAAUGCGCAAAGCUGCGAAUCUUUAUUCGCCUCCUAUCUGCCCUGCUUAUUUUGGGCUCUACAAAAUUCGGAGUCGCUUCGUUUCUUGUUAAUGCGGACGAGUUCUUCGAACUGAAUUAGAAAUCUAACAAGACACCGUUUUCUUUGCUGUUACGGGCAGAUUGGAUGGCAGUGGUAACUGAGUUUCGAAGUUGGGAUGAACUGAUUCCAGAUGCACUGGGGCUAAUCUUCAUUAAUCUGCCGCUGCUGGAAAAAAUGACGGUAAUCCCCAGGGUUUGUAAAUCGUGGGCUAAAGCUGUCACCGGACCUUACUGCUGGCAGGAGAUAGACAUUGAGGAGUGGAGCAACCGUUGCCAGCCCCACCAACUCGACCGCCUGCUUCGCCUGCUCGUUACCAGAAGUUCUGGAUCUCUUCGCAAGCUCUCUGUUUCUGGUCUACAAACCCAUUCCAUUUUCACUUUCGUUGCUCAAAAUGCCGGGUCUCUCCAGACUUUGCGAGUGCCGAGGAGUAAUAUGAGUGAUUCCAUAGUUGAAGAUAUUGCUGGAAGGCUUUGUAUGAUUUCUUUCUUGGAUGUGAGCUAUUGCAUUAAAAUGGGUGCACAUGCUCUGGAGAUAAUUGGGAAGAACUGUAAGCUACUGGAAGGGCUGUGUCGCAACAUGCAUCCAUUGGACACAGCAGGAAAGCCCUUCCAAGAUGAUGAAGCCUUGGCAAUUGCCUCCACCAUGCCUAAGCUCAAGCAUCUUGAGAUGGCUUACCAUCUCAUCAGCACUGAGGGUGUCCUUCGAAUACUCUCGGUUUGUCCUAAUCUUGAAUUUCUGGAUCUGAGGGGCUGUUGGGGAGUCAAACUCGAUAAUGUGUUCCUGAAGCAGAGUUUUCCAAAACUCAAGGUCUUGGGUCCUCUUGUUCUGGGCUAUUAUGAGAGGGAAGACUGGGACGAUUGCUCUGAUUUCUCGGAUGCUUCUGAGUAUUUGUCCUGGGAGUUUGUUGCUGGCGAUGUGGGUGGCUAUGAUGAUGAAAGUGAGAGUUAUGAUGGGAUGUGGGACGAUGAAGGAAGGCUGGAGGAGCUUGAGUUGAGGUUCUAUGAAGGAAUUGAUGAUGCAAGAAUGUAUUGGCCUCCAUCUCCUUAACGUGUAUUUCUAUCUCUCGUAUAUUGCAUCUUCUCCUACUUUCUAGGAUUGAUGCUUCUUUUUUUUUUUUUUUUUGGUUGACUUUUUUUAUGCCCCAUCAAUAUGUAUUGCCAUGACAACGAAGCAGUUUCUAUUGACCUUCUUCCCUGUCAGGACUUAGUA
Molecule: messenger RNA, 1680 nt
Organism: Prosopis cineraria
Lineage: Eukaryota; Viridiplantae; Streptophyta; Magnoliopsida; Fabales; Fabaceae
Product: F-box protein FBW2
Exons: 3
Coding region: 556-1518 (320 amino acids)
Source: RefSeq, a predicted model, not a curated record